GUCCUUUAAUGUUUCUCGUCAACUAUUCAAGUCGGGAAGUCUACUGACACUCAUGCAUUGCACAAAAUGGCUGGAAUACUUAAUAAAAGCCAAAUGCCUAACUUUUCGUUUCGCGAUUUCGUUUUGGCAGAACCGUGAUACCAAGGGAAUGCAUCCAAUAUACAUUUCUGCGUGUGGUAACACUGCUGUCAUCAAACUGGAGGGAAAUGGGCGGAUAGUAUUGAAGUAAUAGUUUAUAUUGUAAGCGUGGAAAAAGAAUUAAUUGUGCCAAAAUGCCUUCUGAAAUGAUCACAUUGCAAUUGGGACAAUGUGGAAAUCAAAUUGGUUUUGAAUUCUGGAAACGCCUUUGUGCUGAACAUGGUAUUAGCCCCGAAGGAAUUCUGGAACCCUUUGCUACUGAAGGAAACGAUAGGAAAGAUGUUUUCUUCUACCAGGCCGAUGAUGAGCAUUACAUUCCACGUGCAGUGUUACUGGAUUUGGAGCCAAGGGUCAUUCAUACAAUAAUGAAUUCUCCAUAUGCAAAGUUAUACAAUCCAGAGAACAUUUACUUAUCAAAGCAUGGAGGAGGUGCAGGCAAUAACUGGGCAUCAGGGUACAGUCAAGGAGACAAAUUACAGGAGGAAAUAUUUGAUAUAAUUGACAGAGAAGCUGAUGGAAGUGACAGUUUGGAGGGUUUUGUCUUGUGUCAUUCCAUAGCUGGAGGAACUGGCUCUGGAAUGGGCUCCAAUCUGCUGGAAAAAUUAACAGAUCGUUACCCAAAGAAACUUAUACAAACAUACAGUGUGUUUCCAAACCAAGAUGAAAUCAGUGAUGUGGUGGUUCAGCCGUACAACUCGCUGUUGACACUGAAAAGACUGACUCAGAAUGCAGACUGUGUUGUUGUGUUGGACAACACAGCUCUUAACCGCAUUGCUACUGACAGAUUGCAUAUACAGAAUCCCUCAUUUGCACAGAUUAACACACUCGUUUCAACCAUCAUGUCUGUUUCUACUACAACACUCAGGUAUCCAUCCUACAUGAACAACGAUCUUAUUGGCCUCAUAGCUCCGUUAAUUCCAACACCACGUCUUCAUUUUCUGAUGACAGGCUAUACACCACUUACAACAGACCAAGAGGCAGCAUCUGUUAGGAAAACUACUGUAUUAGAUGUUAUGAGGCGUCUUCUUCAACCAAAAAACAUGAUGGUAUCAACUGUCCAUGACCGUACUUCAGCACAUUGCUACAUCUCUAUACUGAAUAUCAUACAGGGAGAAGUUGAUCCAACCCAAGUACAUAAGUCACUACAACGUAUCAGAGAGCGAAAGUUGGCAAAUUUCAUUCCAUGGGGCCCUGCGAGUAUACAGGUCGCUCUUUCCAGGAAGUCUCCUUAUAUUCAAAGUGCACAUCGUGUAUCUGGUCUCAUGUUAGCCAACCACACAAAUAUUUCAUCACUAUUUGAACGAGCCCUGCAGCAAUAUGACAAACUUCGCAAGCGUGAAGCGUUCUUGGAGCAAUUUCGCAAGGAACCAAUGUUCCAGGACUCACUGGAAGAGUUAGAUCUGUCUCGGCAAACUGUACAGGAUCUAGUUGAAGAAUACAAGGCGGCAACACGCCCUGACUACUUGACUUGGGGAGCUUCAUCAGAAUAAUUGAAAAUUAAUGAAUAUGUGCAUUACAUUUAAGCAUUAUUAAAUAAAAAGCUUAAAUGUGAUGCACUCAACUAUGUGUAUAUUAUUUGUACAUAAAAGCCAUACUGUACUGAAGGAAGUCCAUACUGUAUCAAAGAAAGUAAAAUGUUCAAAUGUUAUGGUAACAUAGUUCACAUUAGUGUUUUGUGCUCUGUUACCAGUUUUGGAAGAAACAGACUUGUAUUAUUUUUACCUAUCAUAGGGCACUAUUGUGUUGUUCGUCUGUGAUUAGUGUCUAUUAAUUCACUGAGUGUGUGCGCGUGUGCACACGCAUGUGUAACAUUUAUUUUGUGCAUGUUUGUAAACUUUUUGACCAAUUAUUUGUGUGAGAAAGAACCCUUUUUAUGUUUUGUGGAAGUAAAAUGGUACACACAGCUGUCAUGUGAAGCUUUUUUGCAAAAAAAAAAAAAAAAAAAAAAAAAAUGUGUAUUAGUGUGUAACAAAAGUGAUAUUAUAGUGCAGCUCAUAGCUCAAUUCAUACUUCAUUGCUGCCUGUAAAUUUAAUAUUGAACUCACAUACACAAAUAGUCGUCAAUACUUUAUUUAUUAUUUUUUUAAAUCUGUAGGGAGUGACCCUUGCAUUCUCUUUUGAAGCAUAAGCAAGGGUCAUUUCCUGUGUGUCAUUUAUUUUUACCCAUAUUGAAGAGAAACUUCCAUUUGUUAAUUUUUGAUAUAAAAUAUAUUAACUGAAUUGCGAAACCCUCCAUUAAAUAACUUGCAUUUAAUGUGUACAGCUUUUCUAGUCUUGUAUUACUACUUGAAUAAUAAAGUAGAUCUCUUGUAAGUAAA
Messenger RNA from Schistocerca cancellata (South American locust), 2456 nucleotides. Its product is annotated as tubulin gamma-1 chain. Bases 273 to 1628 code for a protein of 451 amino acids. Gene Ontology annotation, cellular component: spindle; gamma-tubulin complex; cytoplasm. The record is from RefSeq and is a predicted model, not a curated record. Gene Ontology annotation, molecular function: structural constituent of cytoskeleton; GTP binding. The transcript has 10 exons. Gene Ontology annotation, biological process: cytoplasmic microtubule organization; mitotic spindle organization; microtubule nucleation. Lineage: Eukaryota; Metazoa; Arthropoda; Insecta; Orthoptera; Acrididae.